Fusarium sp. VM40 is the source of this 3318-nucleotide messenger RNA. NCBI's taxonomy places the organism in Eukaryota, Fungi, Ascomycota, Sordariomycetes, Hypocreales, Nectriaceae. The record is from the annotation of a GenBank genome assembly.
AUGGCGUCCCAAAUGCUUCGUCCGCUGGCCUCGUCCGCGGCUCCAGCCUCAGCAUCAGAGCUGUGCGCUUCCUCCUUCUUCAUAAACAAGCAAUUGAAGGGUUACCGAGUUAAAGAUGCUCUCCUCUCGCGUCGCAAGCAAUGGCACAGCACCUUCAAAGCUUCAUCUCGACAGCGUGCUCUUGUCGCGGAAACCUCCAAGCCUCUCGCCCUGAUCCGCCAUGUUUCUGCAACCGCGCCAUCUCGCAAUUAUUCUACCGUAGUCCUUCCCAAGACAACUCCAUAUGACAACCUAAUCGUUGGUGUUCCUACAGAGAUUUUCCCUGGGGAACGCCGCGUAGCUCUGACACCCGCCAAUGUGGCCAUUCUCAAGAAGAAAGGCUUCAAGCAGGUCAUUGUUGAGCGUGGUGCUGGUGCCUCUGCUGAUUUUCUCGAUUCUGCCUAUGAAAAGGCUGGCGCAACUCUUGUCAACGGUCCCCGGGAAGUCUGGUCCAAUUCAGACAUUAUCCUAAAGGUCCGUGGCCCUGGCCUUGGAGAAGUUGAUUCCAUGAAAGAAGGCCAGACUAUUAUCUCGCUCCUCCAGCCUGCUCAGAACAAGGAACUUGUCGACAAAAUCGCUGCUAGAAAGGCCACCAGCUUCGCCAUGGACAUGAUCCCUCGUAUUUCUAGAGCCCAGGUCUUUGAUGCGCUCAGUAGUAUGGCCAACAUCGCCGGUUACAAAGCUGUUCUUGAAGCGUCCAACGUCUUUGGUAGAUUCCUCACUGGUCAGGUCACUGCUGCUGGCAAGAUUCCCCCUUGCAAAGUUCUGGUUAUCGGUGCUGGCGUUGCUGGUUUGAGUGCUAUUGCUACUGCUCGUCGUAUGGGAGCUAUUGUUCGUGGUUUUGAUACCCGACCAGCUGCUCGCGAACAGGUUCAGUCUCUUGGAGCCGAAUUCAUCGAGGUCGAAAUCGAGGAAGAUGGAUCUGGUGCUGGUGGCUACGCUAAGGAAAUGAGCAAGGAAUUUAUCGAAGCUGAAAUGAAGCUUUUCAAAGACCAAGCCAAAGAAGUUGACAUCAUCAUCACCACUGCAUUGAUCCCUGGAAGACCUGCCCCAAAACUGCUCAAGAACGAUAUUCUCGAUGUCAUGAAACCUGGAAGUGUCAUUGUUGACCUGGCUGCCGAAGCUGGAGGCAACUGUGAAGCUACCAAGAAGGGCGAAUUGGCCAUUUACAACGAUGUCAAGAUUAUUGGAUACACUGACCUGCCGUCCCGUCUGCCCACCCAGUCCUCGACACUCUACUCUAACAACAUCACCAAGUUCUUGCUUUCCAUGACCCCUGAGAAGAAUGCUUUUGGCAUCGAUCUCUCAGAUGAGGUUGUUCGAGGUGCUAUUGUGACUCAAAAUGGAGAUAUCCUGCCACCUGCUCCUCGAGCGGCACCUCCUCCACCACCUGUAAAGACUGAACCCGCCGCCGCAACUCCUGAGCCCAUAGCCUUGACUCCUUGGCAGAAAAAGACUCGUGAAGUUGCUGGUGUCACCGCUGGUAUGGGAAGUGUCUUGGCUCUUGGAAAAUGGACUAGCCCUCUUCUCAUGUCUAAUGCCUUUACCUUUGCUCUUGCUGGUCUUGUUGGAUAUCGUGCUGUCUGGGGUGUUGCUCCUGCGCUUCACUCGCCGCUGAUGAGUGUCACGAAUGCCAUUUCUGGUAUGGUUGGUAUCGGAGGUCUGUUCAUUCUUGGUGGUGGAUUCCUACCUGCAACCAUUCCUCAAGCGUUUGGUGCCAUGAGUGUUCUUCUGGCCUUUGUCAAUGUCGGUGGCGGCUUUGUCAUUACCAAACGCAUGCUGGAUAUGUUCAAGCGACCUACUGACCCCCCGGAGUACCCCUGGCUCUAUGCUGUUCCUGCAGUACUCUGCGGUGGUGGUUUCUUGGCUGCUGCCUCUACUGGUGCUGCUGGUCUUGUUCAAGCCGGUUAUCUUGUUAGCUCUGUCCUCUGUAUUGGUUCCAUCUCGAGUCUUGCUUCCCAGGCUACUGCUCGUAUGGGCAACGCUCUUGGUAUUCUUGGUGUCGGUACAGGUGUUUUGGCCAGCUUGCUCGCUGCUGGCUUCACACCCGAGGUUCUCACCCAGUUCGGUGGUCUCGCUGCUCUUGGCACCAUCGCUGGUAUGCUCAUUGGCAAGCGAAUCACUCCCACUGAUCUCCCCCAGACCGUUGCGGCUCUUCACUCUGUUGUUGGUCUCGCAGCUGUCCUGACCAGUAUCGGUAGUGUCAUGGGAGAUGUUAUGGAUCCUUCGACUCUACACAUGGUAACAGCCUAUCUCGGCGUUUUCAUCGGUGGCAUCACGUUCACUGGUUCCAUCGUCGCAUUCCUCAAGCUUGGCGGCAGAAUGUCUUCCAAGCCCAAGAUGCUCCCUGGACGUCACAUUAUUAACUCGGGAUUGCUUGCAACCAAUGCAGCCACCAUGGGUGCCUUCAUUACAAUGGCACCUGGAAGUCCUUUGAUUGCCGCUGGUUGUCUUGCUGGAAGCACCGCGCUGAGUUUCAUCAAGGGUUAUACCACUACCUCUGCGAUUGGCGGUGCUGAUAUGCCCGUUGUAAUCACUGUUUUGAACGCCUACAGUGGAUUUGCCCUGGUUGCUGAAGGCUUCAUGUUGGAUAACCCUCUUCUUACCACCGUUGGAGCGUUGAUCGGUGUAUCUGGUUCCAUUCUCUCGUACAUCAUGUGCGUGGCCAUGAACAGAUCACUUACCAAUGUUCUCUUUGGAGGCUUGGGAACGCCAACCGCAGUUCAGGAGUUUAAACCCCAAGGAGAAGUUACCCAGACAUCGGUUGACGAUCUUGCCGAUGCACUCCUCAACUCAGAGAAGGUCAUUCUCAUUGUCGGCUAUGGCAUGGCUGUUGCCAAGGCGCAGUAUGCCAUCUCGAGCAUCGUCUCAACUCUACGAGCCAAGGGCAUUACCGUCCGCUUCGCCAUCCAUCCCGUUGCUGGUCGUAUGCCUGGUCAGUGCAACGUACUUCUCGCCGAGGCCAGCGUGCCUUACGACAUCGUUCUGGAAAUGGACGAGAUCAACGAUGACUUCUCCGAGACUGAUCUUGCUGUUGUUAUUGGUGCUAACGAUACUGUCAACCCGAUUGCUAUGGAAAAGGGCAGUUCUAUCGAGGGUAUGCCCGUGCUGCACGCCUGGAAGGCCAAACAGGUUGUAGUGAUGAAGAGGGGUAUGGCCAGUGGUUAUGCUGAUGUUCCAAACCCGAUGUUUUACAUGUCCAACGCCAAGAUGUUGUUUGGAGAUGCUAGGGUAACAUGUGAAGCCAUCAAAUCUGCAAUUGAGGCCAAAUCAUCGUAG